UGUCUGGUGGCCUUGUUCGUUGGCCGUUUCAAAAGGCCACAUUGCAGUACGAUGGGCGGAAAGGCCACGCGGUCCAUCUCCAAGAUUGCCGCCGACAAGCUGCAUGGUACAUCGACCGAGAGCGACUUUGAUUUGGAGGCGGAAGAGAAGCGGAUCCACGAAUUGGAGGCCAAGCACGCGCUCAUCGUCCAAUAUGUGGUCGACAACAUUUACCCAUACGCGCCCGUGACGGUCCAAGCGAAGCGAUUGGCCCACGACUCGACCAAGGACGACUGCCACGACGUUGGCAAGCUCAAGAAGCAGACAUACCUCUGGAUCACACUGGACGAAGCCCUCCUUACGCAAAAGCGAGUCUCGAUCGACCUGAAAGCCAUGUACCCGAUCGCAGUCGCCAUCGAUCACGACGGGAACGCCAUCGUGACGGAUCAAUCGUCCGGCCAGCGCAAACUCAAGGCAGAGGACAUGCUCGCACUUGCUUCCGCGACGCAGCCGCCGCCACCGCCCUUGCCGCCGCACCUCGUCACGGCCACCGUUGCGAGUCUCACCGUUGCGUGGACCGAGGCGCCCGGCAGCAUUUUGGACCGCUUUGAAGUACAAUACCAAAAGAUGCCUGCGGCCAACGCCGUGCUCAAGGCUUGGAGCGUCUUGGCCCACGACGCCAACAGCCGGCAAGGGGCCCUCACAGACCUCACGUGCCACGAAGGCUUCUUCUUCCGGGCACGAUGUCGCAACCCCGCGGGCUGGAGCGACUUUAGCGCGACGGGCGGCCCGUUCUUCACGCUGGCCGGGGCGCCCGACAAGCCGCAUGCUCUGCACGCCGCGGUCAUUGCAGACACGUUUAUUCAUGUGUGUUGGGCCGCCGUCAACGACCGCGGAUCGCCGAUCGUUGCGUAUACACUGGAAGUGCGCGAGAUCAGCGAGACCAAUGCGCCUUUCGAACGCGUCUACGCCGGCCGCGACCGCGUACCUCUGCACCGGACUGCGCCCGAAACCGUCUACGGCUUUCGCCUCCAAGCGGCCAACAUUGUGGGCUCUACUCCAUGGCUUGAGAGUCGAGCGAUCCGAACGACUGCCUUUGGCCGCCCCGAGGUCCAGGAGCUACCAGCGUCCUGCAGCAGCGAGCGGUGGGUCGAGUGCUGGGACCCGCGGCAGGAAAAGGUGUUUUACUUCAACAAGUUUACGAGCCAGCGCACGUACGACGAGCCCGCCGAGAUCGCGGACGCGCGCAAGGCGACAGGCGACGCUCCGGAAGAGACCCCCGAGAUGGUCUUUCGGAAGAAACGAUAUCACUUGCAUCGGGACCUGCGUGGCAGCGCACCCGUGCCACCAAGUGCGUUCGAGGUGACCGUACACCGGGCUACGGUGCUGCCGGACACCAUUGCUCGGUUUGCCACAGCGUCCAAGAAAGAGCUUCUCGGAAAGCCCCGGGUUACGUACCACGACGAAGACGGCAUCGACUCGGGGGGGCUUACAAAGGACUGGUACUUGGCCGUCUCCAAAGCGACGCUGCAGUCGUCGUGUGGUCUCUGGCGCCCUUUAGAUGACGGCGGGGUGUAUGAGAUGGACCCGGAUGCGGACACCCCCACGCACCUCAAGUUGUUUCGUUUCCUCGGCAAGUUUGUGGCCAAAGCCAUAUACGAUCGACACGUCGUGGCGCUGCCUUUGGCCCCCAUCGUGUUCAAGCACCUUCUCGGCGAGACCAUGACGCUCGCGGACCUCGAGGCCCUCGACCCGCAGUUGGCCAAGUCGCUCGCCUGGAUCGAGACGCACACUAUUACAGACGUGCUCUUCGACACGUUCUCGAUUACGCGCGCCAACAACGUCCUCGUGGACCUCAAAGAGAAUGGGCGCGAGAUUGAUGUGACCGAAGCCAACAAGCUCGAGUACGUGGCGCUUCGACGGCAGUGGCGCACUGCAUACGCCGUUCGGCCGCAGCUCGAUGCCUUUCUCAGUGGCCUCCACACGCUCCUCCCCGCGGCGGCGCUGCAGCCCUUUUCCUGGCAAGAACUGCAGUUGCUGCUGAGCGGCAACCCGUGCGUCGACGUCGACCAGCUGCGUGCGACGACGGUGUACCAAGGUGGCUACGACGCCAGCGCCCAAGUCAUCUUGUGGCUUUGGCAAGUGCUGCGCUCGUGGGAGAACGCAACGCGCCAGCGCUUUCUGCAAUUUACAACCGGCGCGAGCACGGUGCCGCUCGACGGUUUGGAGCCGCCGCUCACGAUCACGCUCUCAGAUCUGAGCGACGACGCGCUGCCACGGUCCCACACGUGCUUCAACCAGCUCGUGCUGCCAACGUACUCUUCGUAUGCGACGCUUGUCACCAAGCUGCGCUUCGCCAUCGACAAUACCGACGGCUUUGCAUUGAGCUAA
Molecule: messenger RNA, 2370 nt
Organism: Saprolegnia parasitica CBS 223.65
Lineage: Eukaryota; Oomycota; Saprolegniomycetes; Saprolegniales; Saprolegniaceae
Exons: 14
Coding region: 52-2370 (772 amino acids)
Biological process (GO): positive regulation of protein catabolic process; proteasome-mediated ubiquitin-dependent protein catabolic process; protein polyubiquitination
Molecular function (GO): ubiquitin-protein transferase activity; protein binding
Source: RefSeq, a predicted model, not a curated record